Molecule: messenger RNA, 1980 nt
Organism: Lates calcarifer (barramundi perch)
Lineage: Eukaryota; Metazoa; Chordata; Actinopteri; Centropomidae
Gene: pemt
Product: phosphatidylethanolamine N-methyltransferase
Exons: 7
Coding region: 217-936 (239 amino acids)
Biological process (GO): phosphatidylcholine biosynthetic process
Molecular function (GO): phosphatidylethanolamine N-methyltransferase activity
Source: RefSeq, a predicted model, not a curated record
AACUGGCUCAACUCAAUGUAAGUGAACAAUGCACUACAUUUCCCAGAAUGCACUGGGCAGAGUUAGAGGUUAUUUGGACAUGUGUAGUUCUCCACAGCAACUGCAGCCAACGUUCACUAAGAAAUACGAACUUUGCACCAACAUGUUGUGAAAUAUUCGUUAUCUUCCGCAGACAUAGGUGAGUGCUGCUGCUCUGCCACGGUUCACUCGCUGCGUAUGAAAGACAGCGACACCGCCGCGGUGCGGAACAACAAUCCCGCUGGAAAGAGUCGCUCGGUGCCGCUGGACUGCUGCGGAGGACUCAGCAACGUGGACUACUCCGAGAUGGACCUGACACCGAUGAAAGAACUCCUGAAACACAUCGACUUUCAUGACUCCAGCUUUUGUAUCGCUGUGAUCGCCAUCAUUUUUAACCCUCUCUUCUGGAAUGUGGUGGCGAGAUGGGAACAUCGUACACGGAGAAUCUCCAGGCUCUUCGGCAGCCCUUACCUGGCCUGUUACUGCCUGGGCUUUGUCAUCAUUUUGCUCAACGUCUACCGCAGCCACAGUAUGACAGUGGCGAUGAAGGCCCAGGCCAGGUGGGAAGUGAUGGACAGGACAGAUGUCUUCUACACUGGUGUAGCACUCAUGGUGGUGGGCACUCUACUGGUGGUCAGCAGCUUCCUCGCUCUAGGAUUCACUGGAACCUUCCUAGGUGAUUACUUUGGCAUCCUGAUGGAUGAGAAGGUGACAGGCUUUCCCUUCAACAUCAUAGAGAACCCGAUGUACUGGGGCAGCACUGCCAACUACCUCGGCCUGGCACUCAUUGGUGCCAGUCCUGUUGGACUUGUCCUUACUGCCAUAGUAGCUGUGGCUUACAAGGUGGCAUUACGCUUUGAGGGACCAUUCACUGAACAGAUCUAUCAGGAGAGGAGUCAGCGCCACAAGCAUGAUUAAUCACCUCGCAGACGCUUCCUGCUCCUGGUUUGGCUGAGGAUUCUCAUCCUGUCAGGUGGACAGACAGAUGGACUGACCGACAGACAGACUUCUCAGCAGCCUUGAUCACUAAUCCACCUCCAGCGUGGAUACAAAGGAAACAUUUACACUGCAUCUCCAAGUGUUCCUCUUCUAAUUUAGUUUAAACUCAUCUGAAGAAUGUGGAAGCUACACUGAGCCAUUUUUCUAUUGCAAUUCUGAGCCACAUGACCAUGACAUACUUAAUUAGGCUAAAGAUGUCAAGUAAAAGAAAUAGUAGGAGUACUACUAUAUGCAUAAAAAUCAGUUGGACUCACCCUUUUAAAUUCCUCAACCUCAACUGAAAAGAAGCGAUAGAAAUCCAACUAGUUCAUUCAUUUUACAUGUUCUACCAUCCACCGCUCACUUACUUCUCAGACCAUAGACAAUAGAAAUACAUUUUUCUUGCUCAGAUGUUCUGUUAUAUGAAUGACCCAGUGAUGUUAAUUACUUUUGUGAUGUUAAUAACAUUUCAUAUCAUUCCAGGUUUAUCUUCCUAUCCUGAUGUAUUACUGUGUUAACACAAACAGCCUUUGGACCUACAGACACUGUUAUUUUUGUACAUAAAAUGCCGUAAAAAAGAAGUGAUAGAAGUCCAACUAGUUCAUCAUAGCAGCUAGCAUAUUUCUCAAAACAUUUUUUCGCUAGUUCAUCACUGCCACAAGUUCUCGACUGAUUACAAAUACUGCAGUUCUUAUAAAAACCCGACAUGACGACCACACUUAAUGACAGCACUGCUAGAUUUGAUGGUGCACCUGUUUAAAGUGACAUCAUCCUGGAUCAGCUGUGUCCUUCCAAACAAAACAAAACAACUAAGAGAUGAGGAUCAUGAAGACCUCAGACAUUCAGAAUAGAAUUCUAGUUCUGGCUUCAUAAUGUACCUAUGCAAACCAUUCCCAACUGGACAACACACACUGUUUGGUGAUGUACUGUACAUUGAUGGGGUUUAUUUUUAUGUAAUAAAAGAAUGAGUCAGGGUGCAAAGCA